AUGGACUUGUCUACCGAGAGCCGGAAGUCUUCUUUCGAGAAGCAGACCCACGAUUCGCCCCUGGCUUCUGAUCUCUCCGCAACGACUCCUCUUUCCUCGUCGCAGUCUCCUCUUUCUCCAUUCUGCGUGCCGCGGCUUUUCUCGCGGCAGUUCCUGCCGCCGUGGUUCGAUGCGCCGCUGAGAGAAGCGACUCUGUCUGCGCUACCAUGUUGCCCCCGGUGCUGCAGCUGCGCACAGGCGCGGCCGCCGGUUUCUCCUCUUUCUCUUCGAGGGACGCUCUCUCUCACCGCCUGCGCGCCACGCUGCGGCCGUGGGGGAGCUGCCGUCCGACUCUCGUCUGUAACUUCCUCUUCGCGGCCUUCCUCUGGUCGCCCUCCGCGCCUUCCAGUCCCCGUUCGUCCCUCCUCCCUCUCUUCUUCGUCGUCUUCCUCGCUCCUUUCUCCCUCUUCUCUCGCUUCGCCUUCUUCUCUCUCUGCCGCUUCUCUCGCUUCACCUUCCUCUUUCUCCGCGUGGCUCGCUUUCACUCCUCAGGCAGUCUCUUCGGGGGAUCGCGACGCCUCUUGCCUGGGUCCACUGGAGACGGAGGACGCAAGCGCGACUUGUUCAGCUACACGCGAUGGUCAGCCUGCGGCGUCGCCGCGGAUAAGCGGCGAGUCUUCAGGCCGCAGGGUCUUCUCAGGCUUCCGCUCCCACAGCGCAUCUCGAGUGUCCCCCGCCGCCUUUUUCUGCAGCCCCGAGCAACGCGGCGGCCGGCAAACGCGAAAGCGAAAGGCGCGCAAGUCUGGCUUGACGCCCUUCCUGCGCCGCAUGCGUCUCUCGAUCUACCGUGCCUCCUCGCCGCCUUCGCUGGUACCUCCGCCCGCCCCGCCGUUGCCGCCCGCCGACUCGACGCAUCUCUCUAAGAACGAAUCGCGUCUUGCGCAACACCGACGCCGCACGCGCACUCGGCUCUCGCUCCCCGCCCUGCAGAGCUUCGCAUCGGAUACCGAGGAAUGUCUCACGACUCCGGCGAGAUCGCUAGAUGCCGGCGCCUCUUGGGCGCCAUGGCCUGCCGCCGCGAGGGCGACGACAGCGCGGCGAGCGAGUGGAGGCCGUGGAGACCCCGCAGCUGCGCGGGGGGAGAGCGGCCGCGAGGGAGAGAAGCUGAAAAAAGCCGUUGCGGACGCCUCGGCGCCUGGCGAAGAGGCGCGGGAGGACGCAUACGAGGCGGCGCCGCCUCCGCGGGGGUCAGGCGCGUGCGGCUGCGGCUGCCCUAGGUGCGGCGGCGGGGCGUCGCCUCUAGUGAAAGACGCAGGCCCCCUCGCAGAUUGCACCGGCGCGCGCAGCGGCGGAAAGCAAGAGAAGAGCGUGACGCGAGAAGGAGGAGGAGGACGCUGCGAGGCAGGAUCUCUCUGCAUGCACCAGCGAGAGGAGAUCCAAAAGCAGAUGGAGGCGCUCACGAGCCUGAUUUGGGAGUUCGCAUUCGAUCCGCGCGACUGGGAGAGCUUUAGACGCGUCGACCGCGCAGGUCGCCGCUUCGCGGAGACGGCGCUUAGCUCUUCUCUGCACUUGCUGCGUUUCUGCCCGGCGCCCGCGGCUCGUCCGGGGGUGGCGCGCGCCUUCUCGCGCGUUCGCCAGCUCCUGCCGGAGCUGCUGCUGGACUGCGCGGUGAGCGACUUCCUCAAUCCGUCUUCUUUCGUGGCGCGCUCUCAGGGCUCUUCAGCGGGUCCGAGCAGCCGCGGGCGCGGAGGCGCGGCGGUGGCGCCGCUCGACAGCGGGUGUGGCGAGUGGACUGUCUGGCUGUACGACCGCGCGGCUCCAGUGUCUCCGCGGCUGCUCGCGCCGGGUGCCGCCGCGGGGCUCGCCGCCCGCAGCGCCCCAAGUCUCGCGCAGGCGCUCGCCGGAGCCGUGGAGACACUUGAGGUCGGAGGCGAGUGGGUCGAGUACGCGGAGGGGACUUUCCUGGCCUGGGGGAGCAGCGCGCGCCAGGGCGAGGGACUCGGGGCUGUCGACAGGGAGGCAGAGAGGGCAGGUUCGGUGGAGAAAGACGCAGGCGCCGGCGACCACGCGACCGUGAAUCUUCAUCCCCGAGCUUCGCGCGAGGCCUCGUCAUCCCCGGCGUGCGCCUCGACGGGCUCUCUCGCUCGCGCUGGCGCGGCGUCUUUCUGUUUCUCCCCCCUGCCGCAGGUCUCGCCUCGGCACUUCGCGCAGGCGCGCGAGGCGUUCCUUCGCGCCUAUCGGCAGCGCCUUGUGAGUGCACUCCGGAGUCAAUCCCUCGCAGGAGCAGGCCAUCGAGCGGCAAGGCAGUCGCUGCCUGGGCGGCUCUUCGCAGCAGCGGCGGGUUCUAUCUCCUCUUCUUCGUCAUCCCCCCCCUGCGUGGAGCCGAUUGGCUCGACCUGCGGGGGGUGGAGGGCCUGUGCUUCGCUGCAGUCCCCUCGAGGCCGCUCGCCUGCGGAUGCGCCCGCUGCUGUGGCGUGUAAGGCGGCUGCAGCCGAGGCGGCUGCGACGAGGCGCGUCUUCGAGCUGCAGAAAAGCCGUGCGCCGGCCUUCCUUGCGGACGAAACGCACCCGUUCCUCUUUGACAUUGUGUGGGCGCGGCCGCGGGAAAGCGACGGCGGUGGCUGUGGAGGCCCGGCGCCGCAGGCGCCGCGGGCGCAGGCCGUUACGCCAAGGUGGACCGCCAAGCUGUCUCCUUCGGACUCUCCUCGUGUUUCGUCGCGUCAGCCUGCGCCGGGCGUCCCUGCACUCUCUCGCGCGUCUCCGUCCGCGACCUGCGCCUCUCCAGUCUCUCUCGCCUCUCCGGCGUCUUUCUCCGCGGCUCCUCCCCACUCGUUCUCCUCAUCGCGUAGAGUCGGCGGCGGGGUUGUAGUGAUCUACCGCGCACCCUUCGACGUAGCCGCGGCGCUCAGCCACAGCAGGCUGUGGGGCUUCCUCUUUGCGGCUUUCGCGCGAGGACUUGACGCGGCAGUCGAGUGUCUCCGCGUCUACGAUGCGGCGGGACUCCCGGUCUCCUGGAAUGGAUAUCUGUCUUCUCCGUGUCCGCGCUGGGCGCCGUCCCCCCUCUCGUCUCUUGCGCUCCCGCGGGCCCCGCCGUCGCCGUUUCCUUUUCUCUCCGCGCCUGCCUUGUCGCCUCGCGCAGACUCGCCGCCGGCGUCGUCCGAGGGCGCGUUUAUCUCUGCUCUUUCUGUUCUGCCGUCUUUUUGGCUCGGGUCGCGCGCGGCCUCCCGCUGUGGAGGCGGCGGCUUGGCCCCGGUCUGGCGCGUGCGGCCGCUGCGCGGUCGCCUGCAGCCGAGCGGGGAAGCCGGGAAGACAGUCAGAGACGUUUUGCUGCAGCAGCUCAUUGAGGAGGGCGCGUUCUGCUAUCUCCGCCGCAGAGGAUACACCACUGAGGGCCUGUAUGUCCGCGCCGCCCCCCCCAGUCUCGCGGCGCCACCCUGGUCCCGCCCCGAGCCUGGUGCUCCGGAGGGUGCGUCUCCUGGAUGUCGACAGAGGCUGCGCCACGCGGGUUGGAUUGCACAGGCAGGAGGCCUUCGGUCGCCGCGCGAGAGAAGCGGCUUCGGCGGAGGGGGGGGCCUGCAGGCAUUCGAUGGAGGCUGCGAAGGGCGGGGAUGGCGUCGGGCGCGAGAGGUCCCCUGCGAAAGAGGCUUGCGCGAGCCUCGGGAGGAAUCGCGCGCGUGGGUGCGAGGGAGAGAAAGCUGGGUCGGAUAUGCGGAAGAAGAGCGAGACUCACUCUGGAACUGGGAUGGAGAGGACACCAGGCGCGGCGCAGCGGCAAACGUCCAAGAGAAGUGGAUACACGUCCCGCCUUUCCGCCUCUCGCUGACGCCGCGCGCCUCCUCUGCUGGGGCUCCGCCGGCCUGCAUCUUUGCCUACGAACAGGCGCUAGACGAAGAGAGGCGCUGUCGAGAGGACGAACAAAAACCAUGGAGGCGAGGCCGCGCACAUUCCGCGUCGCUCUGGCCGCCGCCUCCCGUCUCUCUUCUGCGGCGCCGAGAGCUUUGUGCCUCCCGAGCGAUGGACUGCGCGCAAUGUCGGGGGGCUGCGGUCGAGGAGACAGGCCCUUCUCGGGGCCUCGGCCUCGGCGCGCCGGGCGAGGCGACCUCCCAAGGCGAAGACAAGUGUCCGCUGGCACCUACUUCCGCGCCAGACGCCGCUCUUCUCUUGUCGCGCGACGCCUUCUCCCCUGGCUACUUUCAUUCGCCCCUGGUCGUGGAGGAGGGCGAGGAGAGUCUCCGCGGCACGGGUCGCGGGAUCCCUCAGGAGCCGGCGGGGGAGGCGGACGGGGCGUUCCCCGCCCUCCACGUGUCUCCGCCGGCCUCGCUGAGCUCCAGCGUUUUUUCCUUUGUGCUCUCGCCAGCCGCGCAGGGGCAGGCCGCCCCCUCGCAGCUCUCGACGCUUUCGCGGCUCUCGCCUACCCCCGGGGAGGACCCGGAGUGCCCCCCUGGGCUGCUGUCGCUGUCAGUCCCCGUCGCCGCGGGCUUCGAGGCCGCGACCAGGGCGUCGGCGGGAAGCGGGCGGCAGCGCGCGAGGCCCUCGUCCCCGUGGGGGGCCUCUGGCGCCGUUUCGUCGCCGGCGGCAACGGCGCGGCCGCGGACGCCGCCAUCCGUGUACGCGCCGACGGCAACCUCUCUGGCUUUGCUUCCGGGCGCCGCCUGUCGCAGCCGCCCCCGGCAGUCCAGCGGAGCUUUCUCCGCGGAGUGCCGCAUGGCGCCGCGCCGCCGCGUCGAGCGGGGUCGCACCUCGUCCCGCCUGCCGGCUGCGGCCUUCCUGUCUCCGGCGUCGCCCUCGCUGCCCCACCACGGGGCGCGCGCCCGCGGCGCUGGCGAGGAGACGGGGCGCGUGACUCGCCGGCCGCGGCGAACGAGCAGCGGGUGGAGCAUCAAUGUGAUGAGAGAGUCCGACGAGCGAGCAGGCGAGGCCGCAGCACGCGCCGGAAGAAGAGAACGGCGGUCGACGUGGCUCUUCGGGACUCCCUCGGAGCUCGACCCCAGGCGGCAGCGGCGCCUCACCGCGACGGCGCCGCUGAGGCGGCCGAGGCACGGCCGCCGAAGUGAGUCGAGCGACUGGGGCAGCGCACCCUGCGAUGAAAAUGAAGAGAGCCAAGACGCGCAGACCGUGGAGAGCGAGGGGCGAGACGCCGCGGAAGAUCCGCCCGAGGCCGCGAAGCGUGGCUGCGGCAAAGCCGGGGAAGGCUUUCCUCCAUGCCUGCGGGAGGCGGACACUCGCAGCUACGCGGGAAUGAACAGCUACAGUGGACAGUUCUCUUUUUCUGUCUCUCCCACUCUCUCCCUCAACCGCGGCUGCCAGAUGCCUGCGGCGACGUCCGCCUCUCCCUCACCCUCUUGUCUCUCUGCUCGAGUUCCAGCUUUCUCUUCGCCGGCCGCUGCAUCCGCCUCGGCUGCGUUCUCUCCCUCGCCUCCCCCCGCCGGUUCCCCGCCGCGCCCGCGAUGGAGAGACACAGGGCCUCGCCCCUCGCCCCUGGCGCGGUGCGACGAGGAGGAGCUCCGCGGGGAGACGUGCGCGGCUGGGCUCGCACCCGUCGCGAAGAACGAAGAGUACACAGGGGAGCAGGCGCAGCCAGUUGAGGGCGACAGAGCGCCGCAUGCAUCGCGGCCAGGGAGCUUGCCUCUCUCGCCGUUCUCCGCGUGCCUGUCUCCGGUCGGAGACACUGAGAACGGAGCCGACGGGUCUGCAGGAGCCGAGGGACAGGAGGCGAAGCGAAGGCGCAGGAAUAGCGGCCUCUCGCCGCUGCUGCGGCGGCUGAGUCUUCAGGGAGGAGAGGGGGGGCAGAUGGGGCGGGUGGCUGCAACGCGGUUCACGGGAGAGGAGGUGCAGGGCUUGAAAGACGGAAACCGCGGGGGACAGGACAGACCAGAAGAGGAAGGCGCGGAGGGCGCGGACGCUCGGGGCGCGCCGCAGACGCCGCUGUUUUCUUCAUCGGCGGCGUUUGCGUUGUCGAGCUCGUCGUCGUCUCUCUCCACGCGGACCUCCAUGCGGAGCGUGAGGACGUUCUCCUCGCAUCACCUCUGUUCCGCCGCUGCUAGGCUGAAGAAACACUUUGCGCUGCUGUCACCCGACGAGGCGACGCGGUCGCAAAGCACGCGAUAUCUCUCCGCUUCCUCCCUCUCUAUCUCCCUGCCGUCGACGGCUCCAUCGCCGCGGCCGCCGGCCUCGCCUUUGCUGCAGUCUUCCUCCUUUUGGUGCUCGCCUGUCUCGUCGCCUCCCUCGUCUCUUCCCUCUCGGGCGUCGCCGCCCCCUCCGCCGUCUUCUGCGUCUUCUGGUUCGCCCUUGUCGCAGGGCGGGCGGUCUACUUCGGCCUCGCGUGCGUCCCAUGGAGAGCCUCGCCCUCCGUCGGCUUCGCCGCGCCCGUCUGCGGCGCCGUCCCCAGUUGCUUUGGGCGCGUCGAGCCCGCCAGGGGGCUCGCCGCCUCUCUCACGGCGGCGGCAGGGACAGGUGCGAAGGGCGACGGCGGAAGAUUUCCGGGCCGCGCAGAGGCGACAGCCAAGGACUCCGCAGAGCGCCCGCGGAUGUCAGCAGCAACUCGCGCGAAGCAGGCGAGCACACGCUGGUGUGGAGAGUCAAAGCGCCGGCGGGAAGGAGCGAGAGGGGGGCCGCGGCCUCAUGGCGGGCGCGGAGGCUGAGAAAAAGAGACAGGGCGGCGCGAGAACGCCGCCGCCAGCUGCGCGCGCGAAGGCAAGGUGCGAGGCGACGCCGCCGCGUCUUCGCCAGCCCGUCAACGAGCAGAAGCGGAGAAGAGCAGAUAGAGAGGAAAAUUCUGAAGAAAAAGGCACCAAGACGCGGCGAACUGAGGCCGGCACUGGUCAGCCGAAGCGCCUGCUCGGCGACGCAAGAGGUGGCGCAGCGUCUCGUCGGGUUUCACAUUCGUCCCGAGUGAACCUCUCGAAACGCUGA
Besnoitia besnoiti is the source of this 6891-nucleotide messenger RNA. RefSeq lists its product as uncharacterized. Lineage: Eukaryota; Apicomplexa; Conoidasida; Eucoccidiorida; Sarcocystidae. The coding region runs from base 1 to 6891 and encodes 2296 amino acids. The transcript has 3 exons. The record is from RefSeq and is a predicted model, not a curated record.